GACAUAUAGUAUUUUUGCGAAGGAAAUUAAGGAGAACCGAAGCUUUUUUUAGAGAAAAUGGAAUAACAGGUGAAGAUUUAGAAACAAAAUUGAGUAUCUUAAAAACAAUCAUAGAAGAAAGAGAUCAUUUCAGAGAGCAGAUAAGCCAACUUCAAAACACCCAAAGGAUUGCAUCUCAAAUGAUUAGAGAAGUUAAUGAUGAAAAAAGGCAAUUUUUGGCUCAGAUACAAGAACUAUGA
This is a messenger RNA of Racocetra persica, 239 nucleotides long. The record is from the annotation of a GenBank genome assembly. Lineage: Eukaryota; Fungi; Glomeromycota; Glomeromycetes; Diversisporales; Gigasporaceae.